AUGUCGAUUCCUGCUCGUCGCUCAGCGCGUGAGCGUAAGCGCAACCCUAAAUACGCCACAGUUGCAUGGGAUAAAGAUACCAUAAGGACUCUGAGAGCAUCAUCAGAAUCAUCUGGAUCAAGUCCAGAACAAGACUUCGUUGCAGAGGAAGGCGACAGCGCGGAGAUCAUUCAAGAGAAUGACCAUUUUGCAGUGUCGGAGGAUGACGCCUUCUCCACAAGGUCUGCAUCCUCACAAACUUCCGAGGCGGCGGUUUCUAAUGAAGAUUUCGACAAUGACGAUGACCACAACAGCAGCGGCGAUGACGAUGAGCACAACACCCAAAUCAAAAGUCGAUCGAAACCCCCACGAACGCGUGCGACGGACCCACUGAUCACGAAUGAUAAUGCUAGCACGGCUCAUUCCAGAGGAGUGGCGCGCGAUAUUCCAAAGUCCGCUCCGAAAGAAAGCGUGUACCACGACACAUAUGGCCCCUGUAUGGAUGAUCUUGCACAUGUUCUUCAAGCAAGAGAUACGUGGCUGAAAGGACGGGAUAUCACCAUUCCUAGCCGAAAGACAUUGUCGGAAGCGGCGCGGUUUUCCGCCCAGAAUUCCGACUUGUCAUCGUCGGAUGUAGAGGCACCGUUCCUCGAUGACCAUAUUUUCAAGUCCCUCACAGACAGGCAGAGCUUACAAAACAUCAGCAAUGAAUACUUGCAAAACAGGUAUUUGGCGAAUGAGCAAAGACCCCAUCUAGCUUUCAUGGGUCCGUAUGGAGAGGAACAGAAGUUUGACCUUGCACAUGGUGCCUCCUUUGACUUUGGAAAGGUUUGGAGAAAGCAGGUUGGAGAUCCACAGUCAUAUCACAAUGGAUGGAUUCUCAAUCUCGGUGAAAAGGUGCAAAGUGUCUCUUGGGCACCAUCCAAUACGCCAGACCAAUACCUCGCUGUCGCGUGUAGAAGCACAUCUACCCAACGAGGAUCUUCGCCCGAGCAGAAUCCUGGCGCACCUGCAUUCUCUGCAUCAUCUCCCUACCCUUCCAAUAUCCAAAUCUGGAAGUUCACUACAAAGGAAACCCGUUUUCCAGGACUGUAUACUCUUGACAUGACGCAGCGGCCUACUCUCGCUAUGGUGAUUGCAACCGAUUGGGGAGAGAAUCACCAAAUAAUUUGGCACCCACGUGAGAAUCUUACCAAUCUGCAAGAACAUGCCCAUGUCAACGGCGCUGAGUUUUGUGGUAUACUCGGAAUCCUGUCGAGCGAUGGAUGCGCCAGACUAAUAUCUAUCUCGAUUCUAAGUGACGCAAGUAGAAGCCAGCCGGUCAACGUUCGGGCACUGGGAGCUGGUUACGAGAUACCUCCACCCAAGGGCACAAUAUUCACCACUUUUUCAUUCGCCACGCCUUCAGAUAUCAUUCUGGGGGCUACUGACGGCUCCAUUCAUCUCUUUGACUUGACUGAAUCGACCCACCACAACGAGCCGCCCGCUAGUUUCCUGAGCUAUGCCCUGCACAGCACCUAUGUCAUUGCCGUGAGGGCAGCGUCACCAAGCCCACUGGCCCACUUUGUCUCGAGUGUUUCCGCAUCGGGCGAUUUGGUUCUAGUCGACCUCCGCAGCCCAGAACAAGAUCAAAUAUCAAUACAUCGAUCAUGCUUUCCCAAUCGCGAUCUAGUCUACUCCCCUCUGACCCGGUCCUUCAUCACAGCCCUGGAUAGAGCUGGAAACACACACAUCGAUUCCGGUACAUCGACAUACAUCAUGUGCUAUCACCUGCGCCAAUUCCACGUCAGUCAUCGAGUUGCGAAGAUGCCUGACUACGGGGGCACCGCCACAGCCCUGGCCGCAUCGCCAUGGCACCCAUGUAUCCUGGCGAGCAAUGCGCGAGGGACUGUCGUGGCGACCAACUUUCUGCGCAAGGUCCUUCCACAGACACGAAAAGACUUGCCGAAAGCCAAGAGCACUACCGGAGCAUAUCUGCAGAAAAUCUGUGAGUAUGAUUGGCGGCCAUUGACUGAGGAUGAGUUGAGAGAGGUCGGGAUUGAACUCUCCCAUGCAGACAGAGCGAAGUUUGACGGGCCACCUCAAAACCUGUACCACGGCCGCGACGUACGACCUGGCGCAUCGAGAUUCAGCGAAGGCUUCAAGCCCGAGAGAAUCCAUGUGGGACAUCCUACGGGCACGAGGAAGGAGUUGGCCAAGCUACAAGAACUGGGAGCUGCCGAGGCGACUUUCGAGGAUGAGCAGGCCGUCACCGUCAUGGAAUGGAACGUGAAUCGACACUGUGCGGGACUUGUUGCACUUGGGUGGGGGAGUGGUCUUUUGCGAGUCCAAGAUCUUGCCCAUGAUCUGGAGUAG
Exophiala bonariae is the source of this 2334-nucleotide messenger RNA. RefSeq lists its product as uncharacterized. Gene Ontology annotation, molecular function: protein binding. Gene Ontology annotation, cellular component: transcription factor TFIIIC complex. Bases 1 to 2334 code for a protein of 777 amino acids. NCBI's taxonomy places the organism in Eukaryota, Fungi, Ascomycota, Eurotiomycetes, Chaetothyriales, Herpotrichiellaceae. Gene Ontology annotation, biological process: transcription by RNA polymerase III. The record is from RefSeq and is a predicted model, not a curated record. The transcript has a single exon.